This is a messenger RNA of Trichomonas vaginalis G3, 261 nucleotides long. RefSeq lists its product as uncharacterized. Lineage: Eukaryota; Parabasalia; Trichomonadida; Trichomonadidae. The transcript has a single exon. The record is from RefSeq and is a predicted model, not a curated record. The coding region runs from base 1 to 261 and encodes 86 amino acids.
AUGUCAUCUGUUGCCCACAACGCUAACGCUGCUUCCCACAAGAUCUACGCUCUCCACCAGAAGGAACUUGAUGAGAAGAAUAAUCAUCAUGAAAAGAUCCAUGGUGUUGACCCACUCCACACAUCCCACAAGGAAGUUCAGGUCAAGAAGGCUCCAGUUGCCCACGGCCACGCCGGCCAAGGCAAGCCAGCCGCUGCUCCAGCUGGUGGUGCUGCCCCAGCUGCUGCCGCUGAUAAGAAGCCAGCCGACAGGAAGAAAUAA